UUGUAAGAUACAUCCUAAUUUCAGUGAGAUCUCUUUGUGUAAAGGUGUGUCUUAAAACAGGAACUAUGGGUUGUUUAAUUAGUCUCUUAUCUGAUAACUGCCACAAAAGGGUGAAAGUCUGGAACUACUACUAAAGGGAAACGUACACAUCAAGAAGUGACCUCAUUCAGGAUGGAAGCCAGUUUUUAUAUUAGCAUGUUGCACAAUCACAGUGGUCAUAAAAUUCAUUCUGAAGGCCUUUGACUUGCCAGCUUUGUGGGAUUUUGUUAAUCUUCUGUCAGAGAAGAGAGUUGAAGUAGGAGCACCAAUCCAGAGCCUGCUGCUUUGCAAGAUACAGCGCUAGGCAUGGGAGAAACAAAGAUUAAAUUAUCCCGGUGCUUAAAUAUUGAAGAACCUCUGCUGCUGGCCGAACUCAAGCCCGGGCGCCCCCAUCAAUUCGAUUGGAAGUCGAGCUGUGAAACCUGGAGUGUCGCCUUCUCUCCUGAUGGCUCCUGGUUCGCUUGGUCUCAAGGACACUGUAUCGUCAAGCUGAUCCCCUGGCCACUGGAGGAGCAGUUCAUCCCUAAAGGGUUCGAAGCCAAAAGUCGAAGUAGCAAAAAUGAGACCAAAGGACGAGGCAGCCCAAAGGAGAAGACGCUGGACUGUGGGCAGAUUGUCUGGGGGUUGGCCUUCAGCCCAUGGCCAUCGCUACCUAGCAGGAAGCUCUGGGCACGCCACCAUCCCCAAGUGCCAGAUAUCUCCUGCCUGAUCCUUGCUACGGGACUCAACGAUGGGCAGAUCAAGAUUUGGGAGGUGCAGACAGGGCUCCUGCUUUUGAAUCUUACCGGCCACCAGGAUGUCGUGAGAGAUCUGAGCUUCACACCCAGUGGCAGUUUGAUUUUGGUCUCUGCGUCACGGGAUAAGACUCUUCGAAUUUGGGACCUGAAUAAACAUGGUAAACAGAUUCAGGUGUUAUCGGGCCACCUGCAGUGGGUUUACUGCUGUUCCAUUUCGCCAGACUGUAGCAUGUUGUGCUCAGCAGCUGGAGAGAAGUCGGUCUUUCUAUGGAGCAUGCGGUCCUACACGUUAAUCCGGAAGCUAGAAGGCCACCAAACCAGCGUUGUCUCUUGUGACUUUUCCCCGGACUCAGCCUUGCUUGUCACAGCUUCUUAUGACACCAAUGUGAUUAUGUGGGACCCCUACACUGGCGAAAAGCUGAGGUCACUCCGCCACAGCCCGGUCGACCCUGGCAUGGAAGACAGCGAUGUCCACAUUAGCUCACUAAGAUCCGUGUGCUUCUCUCCAGAAGGCUUGUACCUUGCUACCGUGGCAGAUGACAGACUCCUCAGGAUCUGGGCCCUGGAAGUGAAAACUCCAAUUGCAUUUGCUCCUAUGACCAAUGGUCUUUGCUGCACAUUUUUUCCACAUGGUGGAGUUAUUGCCACAGGGACGAGAGAUGGCCAUGUCCAAUUCUGGACAGCUCCUAGGGUCCUAUCCUCACUGAAGCACUUAUGCCGGAAAGCCCUUCGAAGUUUCCUAACAACUUACCAAGUCCUAGCACUGCCAAUCCCCAAGAAGAUGAAAGAGUUCCUUACAUACAGGACUUUUUAAGCAACGCUACUUACCUUACUUGUUUUCUCUGUAGCAGGAUAAAUCUUGGCAAAGGAGUAGCUGAAAUAAUGGACCAAACAUCUGGUCAUGGGCUAAAAUAGCAUUUCUUUGGGAUUGUGAAUAGAAUGUAGCAAAACCAGAUUCCAGCGGACUAGUCAUGGAUCUUUCUCUCCAUGGCAUGUGAAAGUCAGUCUUAGAAGCGAUUCCACUUCUGUGGCAACAGAGCCAAACCUUUUGGCACCUUUAAUCUGUGUCCUGUUAUGAAUAGCAAGUGUUGAACUCUUCCUAGUCGUUUUGAUUCAAAGUGCAGUUAUUGAUGUUUUUAUAAAAGUAAGUAGGCUUCCAGAGCCUCUUAGGUGGCAGAGAGGGUCACAUCCCCUCAACUGGGAAGUAUGACUUCUGCCUCAUACUAUCAUCCUUGCGUUGCCAAUGCAGUGGUAGCAUUGUUUCAAGUUCUCUCUCCUGCUAUGGUCAGGGUCGCUUUCCUUUCCUUCCUCUGGCUCCCUUCUGACCAGCAGGACAAAGUUUUCAUGGAGCCAUGUGGUAUGAGGUAUUAGCUUAACUAAAUUACAGGGGAAUCAGGCUAUGCUCCUGACUGAUCCAGACACUAUUAUUGGCUUUUUUUUUUUUAAUGGUGUGCAUGUGCAGAUGACCAAUUUGUAUGUCAGAUUAUACAAGGGUGUAUUUCUAAACUGCAUGACUGUUCAAAUAGCUACUGAGUGGUCAGUUGCCAUUUAUUAGCAUCAUAUUUAUUUGUAUUUUCUCAACAGAUGUUAAGGUACAAUUGUGUUUUUCUUGAUGAUAUCUAAAAACCAUAGUACUUAAAUUGAACAGUUGCAAAGAUGUGUCUUAACUGUGUAAAGAAUUGGUGUUGUCAUGAUUUAGCUGAUACUCUUGUGUACGAGAUCUGUCUUUGCUGCUUAACCUCAUUAGAUUAAUCAGCUGGUUUCAACUCUACCCCCAAACAGAAAUAACUCCUUAAAAGUACUGUUCUCCUUCAGUGGCAUGUAGUGACCUAAUCAAGACACCUCAUUCAAGCAAAAUCUGCCUUAGGAAAAUUUAAUAUAUUUUAAAUUAUUUUAAAAGAAAUGCAACAUCUUAUUCUUUAGCUUUCUUAAUUGGUGCUUUAUGGAGGCCAGUGAACUGUUAUAUGACUUGAGAAAGUUGAGGAAUUUCCUCUACCACCUCUGUUGCUUGAAGAAAAACAUCUUUUCAAAAUGAGAGGCUUUCAUUGAAGGAAAAAAAAACCAGUUAAAACCUU
Molecule: messenger RNA, 2851 nt
Organism: Microcebus murinus (gray mouse lemur)
Lineage: Eukaryota; Metazoa; Chordata; Mammalia; Primates; Cheirogaleidae
Gene: WSB2
Product: WD repeat and SOCS box containing 2
Biological process (GO): intracellular signal transduction; protein polyubiquitination
Molecular function (GO): protein binding
Source: RefSeq, a predicted model, not a curated record